AGUUCACAUGUUUUUGAUACAUGAGCCAACAAAGCAUACGAGAGAAAAUAACCAAACACCCCUUAAUUAAUCGUAACAAAAUACGCGGCUGGAUAAGCAGAUAAGUACUCGUAUAGUUAUUUAUCACAAUGUCGCGAGUGAUGUUGGGGGUCAUGACUUCUUGUUUCGCCGGUGUUAAAUCCGUGACGGAACACCACCCACCACGGCAAACUCAAGUUUCAGUUAAAAACCAACAGAAGAAAACUUCCGGCGGUUUCGGGUCCCGGAAAAAAGAGCCCAUUUGGCAGUGCAUAAACAACUGUGGCGCGUGUUGUAAAUUGGAUAAGGGCCCGGCAUUUCCAUCCCCUGAAGAAAUCUUUGAUGAUGAUUCUGAUGUUCAAUUAUAUAGAAAUUUGAUAGGAUCUGAUGGGUGGUGCAUACAUUAUGAGAAAAGUACAAGAACUUGCUCCAUAUAUGCUGAUCGGCCAUACUUUUGCCGAGUUGAGCCUGGUGUUUUUGAGAACUUGUAUGGGAUAGACAAGAAAAAGUUCAACAAGGAAGCUUGCAGUAGCUGCAUAGAUACAAUUAAAGCUAUUCAUGGAUCUCAGUCAGAGGAGUUGGACAAGUUUAAAACUGCUAUUAGGAGUUAAGUUAGUAUAUUGAUUUUGACCUGGUUAUCUUCAAAGUCGUUAACUGCAAUAAUUUUAGCGCUAGUGAAAGACGUCUGCUGCUCUUUGACCUGGGAAUUGAGGUCUGGAAUCUGGAUCCGUCUUGGGCACUUUUGUUGGUCACUGACAACCUUAUUGUGUUGAUUUGUUCUUGACUUUCGGGCGUGCUGAUUCAAGUAUGGCAUAUUUCUACCAUGACGAUUGUAGAGAACAAAGAGCAAACUGUGAUAUAGGUUACUUGAAACACAUGGUUUCAAUUCCCGAGAGUGGCUGCUGCCUGCUAGUCAGUGUGAUGUUAUAGUAUCAGACGUCCCUCAUUUUUUGGUGGUUUAUACUAUUAUAUAGAUGAUUCAGUCUCUUGGUUAUGUUUGUAGUCUCACAAACUCUCUUUACAAAAGAGUAAUCUUACUGAUUGUCCCAUAGUUCCCCUUGUUAACAUGAGCAUAUCUUCUAUUUAUAUUUUGGCCAUUUUGUUGAAGCCAUUUGGUUGUAUGAUUAAGCAGAGAGCCAGAGAAUUAUGAUAAAUUAAUUUAUGAAGUUAUUUAUUUCUUGUUU
Molecule: messenger RNA, 1202 nt
Organism: Erigeron canadensis
Lineage: Eukaryota; Viridiplantae; Streptophyta; Magnoliopsida; Asterales; Asteraceae
Exons: 4
Coding region: 129-629 (166 amino acids)
Source: RefSeq, a predicted model, not a curated record